UCCCAAAUGAAAACGAGGCAGAACCCCCAUAUAACCCAGAAAUCCACCCCGACUGACCCCACCCCUCCCAGACCCGCCCGCGCUCUCCUACAUCCCGAACCCGACGGCUGCCCCCCAGCCCGCGCCGACGGCCACGCAGAUGGUGCCGCCGAGCGCGGAGAGCUCGUUCGUUUCGAUGCGGGAUGGCGACACGACGAGGGAUAGGGAUGGCGAUACGACGAUCGGUUCAAGCGCGUAUGCCUCGUUGAGCGCGAACAUCUCGUCGAGCGCGGACGCUUCAUCGAGCAUCAACGCAGACCGAACCAUCGGCGCCUCCUCUUGGGGCACGAGCGCUGGCCCCGUUCCCGAGCUCUCCCUUACCACGGCAGAGGGCGAUGAUCCCAACGCGUCUGGUUCUACCCUCCACCCGUCGAGCGCUGACUACAACGCCGGCCCCUCCCCCGCGUUCCCCGAGAUGUCUGCGGCCACGCUGCCCGGCACGGCGGGCAUGGCGCUCGAGGUGCCGAGCGCGGGCUGGGCGGUGUACGGCGGGGAUCCGAGCCGGGGCGUCGAGUCCGGCACACGCUCCCGGUCCACUUCUCGCGCGGGGUCCAUGCUACAAGACGCUCUUGACUCCGGUACGCCCCCUGAUCCCGAUGCGAUGGAUGUCGACCCGCCGACGUAUGGAGCAGGCCCGUCGAUGCAUGGGGACAGUGCGGCGGCACAAUCAACGAAGCGCCUCAUCGGCGUUGAGCCCGACUUCCAGGGCGGGAUCAAUUUGGUAUGGGCGACGAAUGACCUCACUGCACCACCCCCGCCCCUUGUCCUCGGCACCCGGCCGGACGACUCGCUCUUCAACCCCGUACCGCCCUCGCUCCCAGGCUCGCUAUCCAUCGGGCCCGGGCCCACCCCCGACGCGCACGCAUCGCUCAUCCGGGCUGCGUUUGGGAUUUCGACGACGGGUGUAUCGCGCGCAUCGGCCUCGACUGCGGCGGGAAGGACUGUGAUCGCAAACCGCCCUGCGCGCCCACCCACCCUCACCCGCACGCCCCUCCGCCCACGCCUCGCCCCGCGCUGCGCCCUGACGCGCCGCCUCUUCCACGCGCUCAGCCUCGCGCUUCCCGCUGACCUUGCCUGGCGCAUCUACGCGCAGUGGGCGGGGAAGAUCUUUGGUGGCGCGCGCGGCGGUUUCCCGGCAGUGUCGGACGCAGAGGAUCCUGCGCCCGAUUCCUCCGGCCUCCCGCGCACCGAGUCCGAGUUCCCCGCGCUCUGCGCCGUCUUCUGCGCCACGCUCGGGAUCCCGCCGCCCUCGAAGGAGCGCGCGGACGUGCCCGCGAGGGUGGACGCUGGCCUCCCCCGCCGCGCAUCUGCGUUCCACGCGCUCGCCCUCUCGCCCUCCGCGUCGCGAUUCCGAGAAGACCCUGCCCUGCGCGGCCUCAAGCGGCCGGGGAAGGUGAACGCGAUGCCCUCGGUAGGGCCGGUGGGAGACGCGCCGCGGGGGCCGUUGCAGGAGGUGUCGAUGGCGGAGCCAGAGGAGGUCGGGCCGGCCGUGCUGGCCUCGGCGAUGUGGGCGCUGCAUAUGCUGUUCGAGGGUGAGUGAUGUCUUUCUUUUCUGUGUAAUCUAUCGUGAAAAUGCGUACCCCUAUAUCGUGAC
This is a messenger RNA of Schizophyllum commune H4-8, 1633 nucleotides long. RefSeq lists its product as uncharacterized. The transcript has 3 exons. Bases 140 to 1579 code for a protein of 479 amino acids. The record is from RefSeq and is a predicted model, not a curated record. Lineage: Eukaryota; Fungi; Basidiomycota; Agaricomycetes; Agaricales; Schizophyllaceae.